UAAAAACCUAUGAUUAUUUUCAUUGAAGAUAGAAAUCAAAAUAGUUAGUUUUAGUAAUAUUAUAUUACCUAAUUUAUUUUUAAGGAUAGACAGUCCUAUAAUGUAUUGUUAUGGUAUAUUUGAAGUAAGAAACUUAUAAUUUGAUAAUGUAAUAUUCUUCUUGAGUAUUUUUAAAAAGAAAAUAAUAAAGUUAUUGUAUGAGAAAAUUUGA
Molecule: messenger RNA, 211 nt
Organism: Paramecium primaurelia
Lineage: Eukaryota; Ciliophora; Oligohymenophorea; Peniculida; Parameciidae
Source: the annotation of a GenBank genome assembly